AUGCGACGCUUUCUGCGCUCAUCAACGCGCUCCGUUGCGCAGUGGUUGAGAGCACACCCGACGGGACUAGCUCCUGCGGGAGACCUUUGUCGCCCCAUACCAAUCUUCUCUUCGUCUACCGGGGCAUUCACUGGAAUUUUGAUCGGAACUAUAGGAUCUGCCCUGUGGUUUGCAGAAGGCACAGAAGGGCCUCGGUGUGAUUUCCAGGCACUGCAGGCUAGAAGCUAUGCCAGUCCAGCAUCUACAAGGAAAGGAAUCGCACAAAUUCGCCAAGAACUCGGAGACGCUUCGGUGAGCACGGACGAAGACGAUAUAGAAGAGCACGGAUAUUCAGAGUGGUCAACAUCCAACUCAUCCGUCAGGCCGAAAGCUGUCGUGCGCCCAACGAGUACGCAGGAUGUGGCCAGUAUAGUCAAGAUUUGUUCCCACUACAGAAUCCCAAUGGUACCAUACGGCGCGGGUUCCAGUGUAGAGGGCAACUUUUCCUCCACACACCCCGGGGUCUGCAUUGACUUAUCCCUUAUGGACAAGAUUGUGGAGUUUCACCCAGACGACUUGGAUGUGACUGUGCAGGCUGGCGUAAACUGGACUCAACUUAACGAAAGCAAUGAACUUAAGGCGAGUGGGUUGUUCUUGCCUCUCGAUCCUAGCCCAACGGCACAGAUUGGUGGCAUGAUUGCAACGAACUGUAGUGGAACCAAUGCCAUGAGAUAUGGUACGAUGAAGGACUAUGUUCUAAAUUUGACUAUUGUACUAGCGGACGGCUCUAUCAUCAAGACCAGGCGUCGGCCGCGCAAGACUUCGGCUGGUUACAACCUGAACGGCCUAUUUACCGGAUCCGAAGGCACACUUGGAAUUAUCACGGAGGCAACCCUAAAACUAGCGGUUGUACCAUCUGACUACAGUGUGGCAACCGCUACAUUUUUAACCGUAAAGGAUGCUGCGGACGCGGCGUCCAAGAUGAUUCGCAAAGGCAUCAACCUCGCCGCUUGCGAACUGAUGGAUGAUGAACAGAUGAAAGUCAUAAACAAGAGCGGUGGGGUGGGAGGAAAGAUGUGGGAAGAGUUACCGACUCUGUUUCUCAAGUUUUCAGGUUCGCAACAAAACAUCGAGGACAGUGUCCGGUUGGCAAAGAGCGCCAGUACUUCUUCCAAGUGCCAGACAUUUCUCUCUGCGAAGAAGAAAGAAGACAUGGACUCUUUGUGGUCCGCGCGCAAACAAGCUCUUUGGGCUUGCCUUGCUGCCCGCCCGGAGGGUACGGAAAUCUGGUCCACCGAUGUAGCAGUUCCAAUCUCACGUAUGGCACAAAUGAUAGAGGAAUCCAAAAACGAUGCAAUGCAGAUGGGCCUCUUCUCCAGCGUACUUGGUCACGUUGGUGACGGCAACUUCCAUCAGAUGAUCAUGUAUGAUCCGAAGAGACCAUCGGACGUGGCGAACGUGAAGGGCUUCAUAAAUGGAAUGAUGCAAAAAGCUUUGGAGAUGGAAGGAACUGUGUCGGGCGAACAUGGCAUCGGCAUUGGGAAGAAGCAUUGCUUACUUGAAGAAUUGGGCUCUGAUACAAUUGGGGUAAUGAAGGCUAUCAAAGGUCGCUUGGAUCCUCACUGGCUCAUGAAUCCUGGGAAGAUAUUUGAUGAAUAA
Molecule: messenger RNA, 1638 nt
Organism: Colletotrichum paranaense
Lineage: Eukaryota; Fungi; Ascomycota; Sordariomycetes; Glomerellales; Glomerellaceae
Exons: 7
Coding region: 1-1638 (545 amino acids)
Biological process (GO): lactate catabolic process
Cellular component (GO): mitochondrion
Molecular function (GO): D-lactate dehydrogenase (NAD+) activity; D-lactate dehydrogenase (cytochrome) activity; FAD binding
Source: RefSeq, a predicted model, not a curated record